UGACUACGGUAGAAUCGUGUUUAUCAUUUAACUUUUUAUCAUUUAUGACCACUUUAUCACUAACUUCAAGUUAAAGUGUAAACUUCGUUAUGGAGUAGUUUUAUAUUAAAAAAUUAAAAUAAUCAAGGUUAGGAUUAAUGUUUUUAAAUGGAUAAAAAUACAGUUUUGUGACCUUUAACGCUGAAAUAUGUCUUUGUCUUACAUAACCAAGCAACUUCCGCUUCUUUUAAAAGGCACUGUACCACCAGUUAGUGAGUUUAUCCCCAAACACUGCCCAGUUGUACAGAACGAUGUUCAAUCUCUUCGAGAUUUUGUUAAAAAUUCUGAAAGGAUUUUAGUGGUUACAGGCGCAGGAAUAUCGACAGAAUCGGGUAUUCCUGACUACCGCUCAGAAGCUGUAGGCCUGUACGCUCGAAGUAACCACAAACCUGUCCAGUAUUCCGAUUUUCUGAAAUCUGCAACAGUACGUCAGAGAUACUGGGCACGAAACUAUAUUGGAUGGCCAAAAUUUUCCCAAACCCAACCCAACAUCACACAUUAUAUUCUUCACUUACUGGAGGAAAUAGGAAAAGUUUUGUGUGUAGUCACCCAAAAUGUAGAUCGCCUGCAUACAAAAGCAAGAUCUCAGAACGUCGUAGAAUUACAUGGAGCUGCAUUUAGAGUGAUUUGUUUGAAUUGUGGAGAAUUUUAUAACAGACACUACAUUCAAGAAAAACUAAAACGUCUGAAUCCGAAGCUAGAAGUGACGAGUGAUAUGGUUAGACCAGACGGAGAUGUAGAGAUUUUGCAAGAUAAAAUUAAAUAUUUCAAACCUCCAUUCUGUGAUUCUUGUGAUGGAGUCCUCAAACCGGACAUCACGUUCUUUGGUGACAAUAUACCAAGAACAAGGGUUGAUUCUGUUAGAACGCAAGUCAGUGCAAGCGACGCUUUACUAGUCCUAGGAUCAAGUUUAAGUGUAUUUUCUGGUUAUAGAAUACUUCUACAAGCCCAUGAAGAACGAAAAAAUAUAGCGAUUGUAAACAUCGGCCCAACUAGAGCCGACAAACUAGCUAAUUUGAAAAUAUCUGCGAGAUGUGGCGACAUCUUAUCUGAAAUUUUUAAAAUUACGUAAAAAUAUACUUAUUUUCACUCAAAA
Molecule: messenger RNA, 1135 nt
Organism: Zophobas morio
Lineage: Eukaryota; Metazoa; Arthropoda; Insecta; Coleoptera; Tenebrionidae
Gene: Sirt4
Product: NAD-dependent protein deacylase Sirt4
Exons: 4
Coding region: 188-1111 (307 amino acids)
Cellular component (GO): nucleus; mitochondrial matrix
Molecular function (GO): NAD+ binding; NAD-dependent protein lysine deacetylase activity
Source: RefSeq, a predicted model, not a curated record